Messenger RNA from Gossypium raimondii (Peruvian cotton), 1099 nucleotides. RefSeq names its product abscisic acid receptor PYL4. Gene Ontology annotation, molecular function: abscisic acid binding; signaling receptor activity; protein phosphatase inhibitor activity. Gene Ontology annotation, cellular component: cytoplasm; nucleus. Gene Ontology annotation, biological process: abscisic acid-activated signaling pathway. Lineage: Eukaryota; Viridiplantae; Streptophyta; Magnoliopsida; Malvales; Malvaceae. The coding region runs from base 228 to 860 and encodes 210 amino acids. The record is from RefSeq and is a predicted model, not a curated record. The transcript has a single exon.
AAGCUGCAACUUGGUGAUCCACUUGCUGUACUGAUCUCUUCCUUUUCUUCUUGUAAAAACUCCAAGCUCUGCCCUAACAAAUCCUUCAAAUUAUUCCAAGUGGAUCUGUUUAUCUAUGCAAAUAUGAUUUGGAACCCUCUCCUAUAUAUUCAACCUCUACCCCUGCCCUACGCGUUUUUGUUUAACAUGAGCUCUAACCCAAACUCACAUUCAUCCACUUAGCCGCCAUGCCUUCCUCACUGAAGCUCCAUCCACCGCUCGCCGCCACUAUUGGCACCUGCAACCAGAAACAAAAUCAACCCAUCACAACCAGUACCGCACUGACUAGGUUUUUCCCUCUUCCUUGCGGGAUCUCGUUGCCUGACACGGUGGCGACGUACCAUGUCCACACCCUGGGACCUAACCAGUGUGGUUCAGCAGUUGUUCAAGCCAUCGAAGCCCCUAUCGAAACCGUUUGGUCAGUGGUUCGUCGUUUUGAUAACCCUCAAGCUUACAAGCAAUUCCUCAAGAGCUGCCACAUCAUCGUCGGGGAUGGCAACGUGGGUACCCUCCGUGAGGUACACGUGGUGUCCGGCCUCCCAGCGGCAUCCAGCGUGGAGAAGCUUGAGAUCCUUGACGAUGAACGUCAUGUGCUUAGCUUUAGCGUGGUUGGAGGUGAUCAUCGGUUGACCAAUUACAGGUCUGUCACAACCCUACACCAUUCUCCCAAGGGUAACGGGACACUUGUCGUUGAAUCAUUCGUCGUAGAUAUACCAGUCGGAAACAGUAGAGAAGAUACGUGCAUUUUUGUGGAUACCAUUGUACGUUGCAACCUUCAAUCUUUGGCUCGAAUGGCAGAAAAUAUGGCAAGAACAGAAUAAUCAUCAUCAUCAUCCCCAUAAUUUAUAAAAAGAAAAAAUCUAAUUCUCUUUGAUUUUUUUCCUUUGUUUUCUUUCUUUUUUUGCGAUAUGAAGUAUCUAUCUCGUUCAUUUCUUUACCAUUUUCUUUUUUGUGUAUAUUAUUGCUUUUCCUUCAUUUCUCUCUAUGUAAUUAUGAAUGCGUUUGUUCUUCUAUUUUAGAUGUGUUUCAAUGGAGAAGCUAGGUUACAUCCUUAUCCUUA